AUGGCUGUCCUUCCUCAGGGCGAGUCGGCCAUCUCGGCCAAGCGCGCUGAGCUGUCUGGAAAGACAGGUUUCAAGGGUCUCAUCAGUAACAAGAAGACUACCUGUAUUGGACUUUUCGCGUCGCUGGGUGGUUUGGUGUAUGGAUACAACCAGGGAAUGUUCGCCCAGGUCUUGACGAUGAAGUCAUUCCAGAUUGCUACUCAGAACUAUGCUGCCCAGACUGGCAUCGAACAGGGAAUGCUGACAUCUAUCCUGGAACUUGGUGCCUGGGUCGGAACUCUUUUCAAUGGAUAUCUCGCCGACGCGCUGGGUCGUCGUGUCACAGUUCUCGUCGCCGUGGCGGUAUUCUGUGUUGGUGUUAUUGUUCAAGCCUGCACAGAAAACAAGGACUUUGUGCUGGGUGGUCGAUUCGUGACUGGUUUGGGUGUUGGUAGCUUGAGUAUGAUUGUACCGCUGUACAAUGCCGAGCUAGCACCACCGGAAAUCCGAGGAUCCCUCGUCGCCGUGCAGCAACUUGCCAUCACCUUUGGAAUCAUGAUCAGCUUCUGGAUCGGUUACGGAACGAAUUAUAUUGGUGGAACCGGUGAAACACAAUCAAAUGCUGCAUGGCUGAUUCCAGUCUGCAUCCAGAUCCUCCCCGCUGUCGUCCUGGCUGCUGGUAUGAUGAUGUUCAUGCCCCAGUCCCCGCGUCACCUGAUGAAUACCGGCCGUGACGAAGAAUGUCUGACGACCCUGGCUCGCUUGCGUGGCACCUCCGAGGAUGACCUUCUUGUUCGCAUUGAACAUCUUGAGAUUAAAAGUUUGUAUCUGUUUGAAAAGGAGGUUGCUGCUGAGAAGUACCCCAACUAUCAAGAUGGGUCCUUCUCUAGUCGUUUCAAGAUUGGUUUCUAUGACUAUAUGUCUUUGGUCACCAACAAGUCGCUCUUCAAGCGUACUGCUACUGCUUGCAUGAUCAUGGUGUUUCAACAAUGGAAUGGUAUCAACGCUAUCAACUAUUACGCACCCUAUAUCUUCAAAGACAUGGGUCUAGGAGGCAACACCAUUUCACUUCUUGCAACUGGCGUGGUCGGCAUCGUGGAAUUCCUGUUCACAAUUCCUGCCGUCCUUUGGGUUGAUCAGAUUGGACGUAAGAAGAUCCUCAUCGCUGGCGCGAUCGGAAUGGCUUCGUGUCACUUCAUUGUCGCAGGUAUCAUUGGAGCCUACCAGCACACAUUCGACGAUCAUAAAGCAGCUGGCUGGGUUGCGAUCGUCUUCGUCUGGAUCUUCGUCAUCAACUUUGCGUAUUCCUGGGGACCUGUCGCGUGGAUUGUUACCUCUGAGGUAUUCCCGCUUAGCAUGCGUGCCAAGGGUGUUAGUCUUGGUGGAAGUAGUAACUGGUUGAACAACUUUGCGGUUGGUACCGCUACAUCUCCCUUCCUAGAGAAGAGUAACUUUGGUGCAUUCAUUUUCUUUGGAUGUAUCACUAGUAUUGCGGUGGUGUACGUCAUUUUCUUGGUCCCCGAGACCAAGGGUCGCACCCUUGAGGAGAUGGACGAAUUGUUCGGGACGACUGGUAUGGCGGCUGCCGAUAAUGAACGCAAGGUUCGGAUCGAGAGGGAUAUUGGCCUCCUUGCUCUUGUAGGCGUGGAGCCUGCAGACGAGAAGCGUGAACUUGUGGAGAAUAGGGCGGAGUUCUCAAACCAUGAGGAAACUGUUGUCGCCGACUUGAAGAAUUAA
Molecule: messenger RNA, 1716 nt
Organism: Penicillium antarcticum
Lineage: Eukaryota; Fungi; Ascomycota; Eurotiomycetes; Eurotiales; Aspergillaceae
Exons: 10
Coding region: 1-1716 (571 amino acids)
Biological process (GO): carbohydrate transport; transmembrane transport
Cellular component (GO): membrane
Molecular function (GO): carbohydrate:proton symporter activity
Source: RefSeq, a predicted model, not a curated record